Messenger RNA from Chaetomium strumarium, 2110 nucleotides. RefSeq names its product ATP-NAD kinase-like domain-containing protein. The record is from RefSeq and is a predicted model, not a curated record. Gene Ontology annotation, cellular component: intracellular membrane-bounded organelle; membrane; cytoplasm. Gene Ontology annotation, molecular function: lipid kinase activity. Bases 192 to 1751 code for a protein of 519 amino acids. NCBI's taxonomy places the organism in Eukaryota, Fungi, Ascomycota, Sordariomycetes, Sordariales, Chaetomiaceae. Gene Ontology annotation, biological process: phosphorylation; sphingosine biosynthetic process. The transcript has a single exon.
UGCGAACAGCCGUAACCUCUGGUUCAUUCCAUUGCUUUGCUACGGGUGUAUUGCCCGUGUGCAUUCGUCCUGUUGUCGAGCUUUUCCGGCGCUUUAUCCCGUGCGUGCUCAACAAAACUUCCCACUCACAGCAACAGAGGGCGCUACAGACUCCGCGGCCAGCUACCUAAGCAUAUGCCUAAGAAACCACCAUGGAAACCAUUGACGAGUCUCAUGAUGUCAACCACAAUGCUUCGGAAAAUUCAUCUGGCAAUGGUGCGGAAAAUGCCUUAAAUAAGCUCAAGCGCGAAGAAAUCGUGUUCGUGCUACAGACAGCGGACGCGGCCAAUGCCGAGUACUAUCUGGUCUAUUCCCUUUCUGAGAGGGCACCUGCAAACAACGACGACGGCGACAGCAAGCCAUUCACACUCAGCGUGCUGCGCGUUCCGAAGCCACAAUUGCCGGAGAACCUGUCCGAGUUCCUCCUGGAUCGGGGGAAUCUCCCAGUCUCCUCCCACCUGCGGCCGCCCCGCGAAGUGCACGUCGUGGUGUCAACCGGCUCCGGACUCCGGCGGGCACCAGAGUUCUACGGAUCGGUGUUGCGCCCUCUGUUGGGCGCUCUGGGGCUUGAAGAGCGAGGCGAGUCUCAUCAGGAUGGAAACGGAAACGGGCCGGGGUACCGGUUGACUGUGACGAAGGAUUCAAACACCAUCCGAGAUUUCGCGGGCGAGCUGGGCAGGGACGGUACCACCACGGGGGAGAGGACGAUCAUCCUUUUGAGCGGUGACGGGGGCGUGGUCGAUCUGCUGAACGGGCUGGAUAGAGCAGACCCUCCUCAGUCGGCGACCGGCUCAGGACCAGGGUCAGGAUCAGGAUCGCCGACGCCGCCAACGAUCGCACUGCUCCCCCUCGGAACGGGCAACGCCCUCUUCCACUCCCUGCACAAGCCCUUGUACAACAACAAGUGCACCAGCCCAGAGUCAGACCCCGCCCCGUCCCCGCUCAUCCUCGGUUUGCGCACACUGUUCCAAGGCACACCCGCUCCCCUGCCCACGUUCCGAGCGUCCUUCUCGCCAGGAGCGAAGCUGGUGUCUGCACCCACGGAGCCGGAGCCCGAUGACCCCGAUUCCGUCGAGGAGGAGGCGACAAAGGUGGCCGUGGACCACCUCGUCGGCGCGAUCGUCGCAUCGUACGGCUUCCACGCCAGCCUGGUCUGGGAGAGCGACACGCCCGCCUACCGCGUGCACGGCGACAAGCGGUUCGGCAUGGCGGCGGCCGAGCUGCUGAAGGUGUCGCACGCGUACGACGCCACGGUAACGGUGCGGCGGCGUGGGGGCGGCGGCGAGUUCAUUAUUAUGAAUCUGUCAGACGACAACAACGACAACAACAGACGGGAAGGGGGCGGACGGUUAAGUUACGUGCUCACGACACUUGUGUCGAACCUCGAAAGGACCUUCACCAUCUCCCCCGCCAGCCGGCCGCUCGAUGGCCAGCUGAGGCUGGUGCACUUUGGCGAUGUGGGCGGGGAUCGGACCAUGGAGAUCAUGAUGGCUGCGUACCGCGACGGGGAGCAUGUGGGUAUGGACGGGGUUGGGUAUGAGGAGGAGGUGGAGGAGGUGAUGGUGGCCAUUGCGGAGGAGGAUCCGCGGUGGCGGAAGGUUUGUGUUGACGGGAGUAUUGUCGAGGUGGAGAAGGGUGGGUGGAUGAGAGUGCGGAGGGAGGAGAGGGAGCGGUUGAGGGUGUUGGUUGAUGCAGCUGUUAUUACGAGGUGACGGGGCCCAUUAUACUGCUUCAAAUGAGGGCCCGAGCAGUACCUUAGCACGACUUAUUUAGUCGCCCAUCAGCUUUCUCGCUCUUCUCUCCAUCCCCUCCUCGAACUGCUGCACCCCGCCCUCCAACACACUCAUCUUCCCUCCCGCCAGUUUAUACACCACCCUCCUCCUCAUUACCCCCAUCAUCAUCACCAUCUACAACACCCCCCACAACACCCCUCACAAACCACCGAUCGUGACUACAAGCACCACCGCCCAAUCCCCAGCGCCUUAACGCCUCCCGCAACGCAGAAACUGUCAGCCUGGAAUUAUAUAAUUAUAUAUAUAUCCACGAUUCAGAUAAGGGGAAGCGACGACGA